AUGGAUAAAAAUAUACAAAUGGCGCCGUCAUCUGUGGCCAACGGGACGAAGAAAUUGGAGAAGCUGGCGGCCGGCGGCGUCGAUCGGCCGACCAAUCCAAUGGUGACACCUCUGUUGACGGAUCUCUACCAGUUCACUAUGGCCUAUGCUUACUGGAAAGCCGGCAAACACAAUGACCUCGCCGUGUUUGAUUUGUAUUUUCGGAGAAAUCCUUUUGGUGGGGAAUACACAGUGUUUGCUGGUCUAGAAGAGUGCAUAAAGUUAAUUGCUAAUUUUAGGUUCACAGAAGAUGAAAUUGCAUUUAUCAAGUCGUCCUUACCUUCAUCAUGUGAGGAUGGCUUCUAUGACUACCUUCGAGCAGUUGAUUGUUCUAGUGUUGAGAUACAUGCUAUUUCCGAAGGAUACGUUGUGUUCCCGAAGAUACCAUUGAUGAGAAUCGAAGGCCCAGUAGCUGUUGUUCAACUGCUGGAGACACCACUUGUGAAUCUGAUAAAUUACGCUUCAUUAGUUGCGACAAAUGCUGCAAGACAUCGUUUUGUUGUUGGGAAGUCCAAGCUUCUUCUUGAGUUUGGGCUAAGACGGGCACAAGGUCCUGAUGGAGGUAUAAGUGCAUCUAAGUAUUGUUAUAUGGGCGGAUUUGAUGCGACGAGCAAUUGUGCUGCCGGGAAAUUAUUUGGAAUACCACUUCGAGGGACACAUUCUCAUGCGUUUGUCAGCUCAUUUACGAGCCCUGAUGAGAUUGCUGAGAAAUCACUCAAGAGUUGUGAUAGCUCAAUGACUUGUGAGGAUUUUGUUAGUUUGGUUCGAAUGUGGUUAAGCAGAUUAAAGCGGUCGGCUGUAUUGGGUGGAAUUUUCAGCGAAACAAAUCAAAGUGAGUUAGCUGCUUUUGUCUCAUACGCUCUUGCCUUCCCGAAUAACUUUUUGGCCCUUGUUGACACAUAUGAUGUUAUGAGAAGUGGAGUUCCUAAUUUUUGUGCAGUUGCUCUGGCUCUAAAUGAUUUGGGGUACAAAGCAGCAGGUGUUAGGCUGGACUCUGGUGAUCUUGCCUACCUAUCAUGUGAGACGCGUAGAUUUUUUCAGGCGAUUGAAAAGGAGUUUAGAUUGCCCGGUUUUGGAAAGACAAGCAUUACAGCUAGUAAUGACCUUAAUGAAGUAACUCUGGAUGCUUUGAAAAAACAGGGCCAUGAAAUCGAUGUAUUUGGAAUUGGGACGCAUUUGGUCACAUGCUAUGCUCAACCUGCGCUAGGCGUUGUUUUCAAAUUGGUAGAAAUUAAUAACCAGCCUCGUAUCAAACUCUCGGAAGAUGUUUCAAAGGUGUCUAUCCCUUGCAAAAAAAGAUGUUACAGACUUUACGGGAAAGAAGGUUAUUCCCUGGUGGACCUUAUGACUGGGGAAAACGAACCACCUCCUAAGAAAACCGAUUUGACCAGCCGAGAUGAAUAUUGCUCGGAUCUGCCGUCACCGAGCUCCGGCGCCAUAGCAAUUCCCAAGUCGCCGUCGACCGAAGGCCCGCCGCACGUCACCCACGUUUCUGUCCAAUUUCGUCGCGGAGGCAGGCCACGCCGCCCGUCACCAAUGUCCGCCGGUUGCUGCUACGAGAAAGGAUAUCGGAGAGCCGAUGCAUCGCUAUUCCCUUCUGUACCACUAGCCGCCGUCGCCGCGCGAGUUGGAUAUUAUCGGCAGACGAUGGUCGGGUUGGGCGGAAAGCUCCGGUGGCACCUUGAUCCGCCGUUCAACUUUAACAUAUACAAAUCGGCUCCGGCAUCGAGCGCCUCCGGCGAUGGAUUGUCCGACACGGACGCUGCUGCUGGCGGUGUGGUGGGUGGAGGGAUGGCGGGGGUGUGGUGGUUGAAGGUGUUGAAAGUAAUUGGGGGCUAG
Molecule: messenger RNA, 1878 nt
Organism: Striga asiatica
Lineage: Eukaryota; Viridiplantae; Streptophyta; Magnoliopsida; Lamiales; Orobanchaceae
Source: the annotation of a GenBank genome assembly